Messenger RNA from Symbiodinium natans, 414 nucleotides. Lineage: Eukaryota; Dinophyceae; Suessiales; Symbiodiniaceae. The record is from the annotation of a GenBank genome assembly.
AUGGCUCUUGCGUCCACGCAAAUGGCUUCGCCGCUUUUGGCCGAGGAUGCCAGUGGUGCGCAGCAGGGACAGACGUUCGCCUUCCGUGUGGAGGGAAUGAAGUGCAACUCCUGCGCUCGCAAGAUCCGCGCAGCGCUACAGGCCCUGCAGUGGCCUUCCAUCGCCGACAUUGUCGUCGAAGUGCCCAAGGACUUCGUGCAGGUGCAUGUCGCAGACGUUGCCGAAAGGCCAGCUGCAGCAUCGGCGGCCAUCGUUUCGGCUAUCGAGGCACUGGGGAUGGUGGUGUCGGAGUGGACUGGCGAAGCAGCAAGUGCCUCCAGAGAAGGCGCCCAGCCAGCAGAUGUGGGCCAUGAGCCGGCCGUAGAGGUGGACUACGAGGUCCUCGGCAUGAAAUGCGGGUCCUGCGUCAGCAAG